Messenger RNA from Habropoda laboriosa, 2506 nucleotides. RefSeq names its product ADAMTS-like protein 4. The transcript is spliced from 14 exons. Lineage: Eukaryota; Metazoa; Arthropoda; Insecta; Hymenoptera; Apidae. The record is from RefSeq and is a predicted model, not a curated record. Gene Ontology annotation, molecular function: metalloendopeptidase activity. Gene Ontology annotation, biological process: extracellular matrix organization. Gene Ontology annotation, cellular component: extracellular matrix. The coding region runs from base 474 to 2366 and encodes 630 amino acids.
AACUCGUCUCUCGGUAUUCUGUAACAUGCGGCACGCUACCGUGGCUACAGCUUCUCAUUUCAUCGAAGAUCGAGAAACCGAUCGAGUGUAGAACGUGAACACGUUGAAGAGAAAGCAGGAAAGAGAAUUUAGCAAUAACCGCUGAUUAUCUAAUUUUAUCGAGAGGCAAGUUUGGAGAGAAGUAUCGAAAUUGUCAGAAUGAACGAUCGUAUUGUGGAAGGAACGAAGAGGGUUUUAUGCGAGUGAAAUGUGGAAUGGUGAUUCUCGAUGACAGUCGGAGAAGCUAGAAUCGAGCCGAGUAAACGUGCUGUGUGGUGCAAAACGAUCAGAGUAUACGAAAAAUGACGAAGAAUUAUUCUCAUACGUGCUUCGAAGUUUGUUAAGGGAAGAAAAUUAAAGGAAAAAAAGACAGAAAAAGGCGACGGAAGAUGCUAAGGUAAAGUGUGAAGCAGAAGAAGAACGCCACAGCCAAGAUGGAUCGCGCUGUCCUGUUCUCUCUAUUGAUAUCUUUGACGUGUUUUUCGAGCGGCUGCAUUGGACACCUAAUCGACGGGAUUUUCACGGAACCGACCUUGGAACGGGGUUACAAUCUGGUGGCCACAGUUCCACGAGGUGCCCUGGCUCUGAACGUGACACAAUUACGUCACACGGAGAAUUAUUUGGCGAUCAAGUUGCAAGACGGUUCUUACAUAUUCAAUGGAAAUUAUACAAUUAACUUGUCGGGUAAGUACCAAGCAGCUGGUACGACUUUUGUGUACUUUCGGCAAGGCUCGCAGAACUUGGAAAGCUUCUCUGCUGUUGGACCGUUGCAAGAAUCGAUCGAUGUUAUGGUUUUGUACCAAGAACCGAAUCCUGGAAUUGUUUAUCGAUACAUCAUUCCUGGGAGCGUGAGCGUUUCUCCGAACACGCACCUUGGACAUAAACCAGUUUCUAACAAACCUGGUGAACCCACUUUGUCGACUAUUCCCCACAGAAAAAUAGAAUCUGGUCCUAGCACCAACGAUGCAACGCAACCGUACCUUCCAAGACGCUACAAGAAAAGGAAAUUCUUUUGGAAGGCAAGUGGUUACACAGAGUGUAGCAGAUCAUGUGGCGGAGGUUUUCAGAUGCUGCGAUACGCGUGUAUCAGAGAGCACACGCAAACACAAGUGCCUGAUAAGAGGUGUCACACAUUGGAAAAACCGCGAGAAUCUCAAGUACGGUGCAACACUACACCUUGUCCACCAAAAUGGAGAGCAGGUUCAUGGAGCGAUUGUUCAGUUACUUGCGGUAGCGGUACACGCGUCAGAGAGUUAGAAUGCGUGCAAGAAAUAACGCCAUCGCUGGUAAUGAGAAUAUCUGAUGGCGCCUGCAUGGAACCAAAAAUUCUUCCCACUAACGAGGUUUGCGAAAUGCCAGCGUGUGAAUUCGAGGCGACAAUAAUUUCAACGACAUUACCGCCUCCACAAUGGAGCGUGGGCAUAUGGUCUACGUGCUCCACGACUUGUGGUCCAGGUAGAAGAACAAGAUCAGCGAACUGCGUUACACAAGGACCACCUUGCGACCACGAAGAAAAGCCCACUACUCAAGAAGCUUGUGAUUUAGGUUCGUGUUUCACCAAACAGUCGCAGAUAAACGCGAUUUCAACGAGAUCACAGGGUCCAGAAUGGCUGUACACAGAAUGGUCCGACGGGUGUUCAGCCGAAUGUGGAGUUGGCAUGCAAACGAGAAAAGUCUCGUGCGACAAGGGGCCGGAAGAAGAAUUUUGCGAUCAGACAACUCGACCUGAAACAUCGAGAACCUGUUCCAGCAACAGAACCUGUAGUGGACAAUGGUUCACAGGACCUUGGACCGAGUGCUCCACAGAGUGCGAUUCAGGAGAGCAAGUUAGAGAAGUUGUGUGCGUAACGACACUUCGUGGCUCCCUUCGCGUAGUUUUGGACAUGAAUUGCCCCGCGAACAAACCGGAAAUGAGGAGAUCUUGCAGCGGUCCACCUUGUGCAUCCAAGUGGUUCAUAUCAGAUUGGACAGAAUGUUCUCGAUCAUGCGGAAAGGGCGUUCAAAAAAGAGAAGUGAGGUGUUUGAACAGAGAGGGACAGAUACCUGAGCAUCACGAGCUCCAUUGCAAGGACAAGGAUCGUCCGAUAUCCCGACGAAAUUGCAACGAUUAUCCUUGCAAAGAGGAUGUGCACAGAACUGAAACUCAUCAUUCGGUACUGCAAGUUCAAAACGAUCCAGAAAUCUCAAAUGUCCUCGAGGAGAAUCCACUUUGCAAAGACAGAAUAGCACACUGCAACUUGGUGGCGCAAGCUCGAAUCUGCAAUACUCUAUUUUACCAACAGCAAUGCUGCCAAUCGUGUUCCAAAGCGAAGCAAUAUCUCGAAUGAUUUUCUCUGUCAUGACCGACCAAGCUUAUAAGCUAAUGUAAAUGUAAACAAUUCGACGAACGGUUAGAACUGGCGACUGAAUCGUCGAAGGUAAACAAAAAGUAUAAUACGUGUCGCUGUAGAUUUACUUACCCCAGAGC